CAACGGUAUUGCACAAAGCAAAAGCACAACAAAACAUACACUAAUACUGAGGUCUACUGCAGUCUUCUAGACUUUAAGUUACACAAUGAGGACCACAAAUCUACAGAUCAAGACAUGGAUUUGUAUAUACUUCAUGUUGAUCCUAAUGACAAGUCAAAUUCUGACCUUUAAUAUUUUUUGGACAAAGUCUAAGAAGCAUCAGGACAUAACCAGGGAUGCAAUUUUACAGACGACAGCUGAUAUCUGCAGAUUGCAAGCCCUCCAGAUAGGAAGAAGUUUUGUUCAGCAAGGUGAACUGACAGUAAACUCAGUAGCAGCAAGCUGUCACUCAUCUGAUUCAGCCAAAGAUUUUCAAAAGAGCAUUGAUAAGAUAAAUAAACACAAUGCCCAGAUUGACUAUAAAUAUGUUUUUAAGGCAAGAUACCAUUUUGACAAUGAGGAGUUUUUGGCUGGACGGGAUCUUAUUACUGAAAGAGUUUCUGUUGUCAAAUCCAGUAUCAAGCAACAGAGCUAUCAAGCUGCCAGAGAGGCGCUUGGUGAAGUCCUACACACUUUGCAGGAUUUCUACAGUCAUAGUAACUGGAUUGAAAUGGGAAAAACAGAACCAUAUUCUAACCUGAUUAAACCUGAAACCCCAAUUAACAACAUAGCAGAGUCAAAAACCUGCAGGAGUUGUACUGGGAAAGACUGUAAAAAUAACAUCCUGGAAGAGGUCAUUGCACAGCAGAAACUAACAUCAGGAUAUUUUGGCAUCUCCAAACCUAAAGGAAAAUGCAGUCAUGGAGGAAUAUUUGAUCCAUCAAGUUGGAGGGAUGGUGGCAUAAAUAAGGAUACUGCAGACUCUAGCCACGGUCAUCUACAUGAAGCAGCAGCAUUAGUAGCCACUGCUGCUACCAGAGAACUACUGCAAGACAUCAGAGCAGCAGUUGGAGAUACUGAGUUUCUUAGACUCAUGGGAUUCAGCCAGACUUCAGUGUUGUCUUUUGUCAUAGACACCACAAGUGACAUGUCAAAAGACAUUGAGGAAGUCAGGAGAGUUACAUCAUUCAUCAUUGACAGUAAAACUGGCACAGCAGCUCAACGUUCAGAAUACAUCCUCGUACCAUUUAAUGACCCUGAUUAUGGCCCACAUUCAAGAACAACUGAUCCUGAUCUAUUUAAAAAGCAACUUAAUGCACUUAGAGCUGAAGGUGGAGGAGAUGCUCCUGAAAUGUGUCUCUCAGGACUGCAGCUGGCACUUACUAGUUCUCCAGCGCAAUCUCAGAUUUUUGUUUUCACGGAUGCUGAUGCAAAAGAUAAAGGGUUGAGAAAUACUAUACGGGCCCUUAUUGAAAGAACAAAGUCUGUUGUGAACUUUAUACAAACUACAGCCAUUAGUUCGCAGCAAGUUUCGUCUCAAGUCUACCAUGACCUGGCUCUGGCCUCUGGAGGGCUUGCUAUUGAGGUGACCAAAGGAGCAUUGUCCCAAGCUACGAAAAUUAUUGCAGAUACCUCCAGAUCCACACUGGUCACUCUAUUUCAGGCUGCAAGAAACCCAGCAAAAGCUGAAAAAUUCUCAGCCUUUGUGGAUACAUCUGUGCAAAACCUGACAAUUUUCAUUACAGGCAACUCUCCAGAAUACACCAUCACCUGUCCCUCAGGAGUCUCGCAAAGCAGCACUGAACUGAAUGGUGCUUUGGGAAUUAUUCAGAAAGUUGGUAAUUUCCACACAGUACAACCAAAUAUUACAGGCCAGGUUGGAUGGUGGGUUUUCAAUAUGAAAUCAACACAGCCCUACAGCAUCAAAGUUGUUGGUCAAAGCGAGGUUGAUUUCCUUUUUGACUUUGUAGAACUUUCAGAAACAAGCUAUGCUGUACUAAACAGCCGACCUGCAGCAAACACCAAUGUCACCCUGCUGGUCUUCAUGGUCGGUGGGGAUAGUGUGAGGCCUACAGAGGUGUCUCUGCUCGAAGCCUCAAGCUUAAACUUUUAUAAUGGGUCACUAGAAGAGGUAGCUGUAGGGCAGUAUUUAGUGACCUUCAGCAGCAUCCCAGCAGGAGAGUUUACUGUUCAUGUUGUUGGAGAGAUUAGUUCCUCUAGAUUUUCAAAUAACAACUUUCAGAGACAGUCACCAACUCGGUUCAAAACAUCGACUGUAACCAUUACUACUCAACCUGUUGAGGCAAUAGAACCUGGAAAACAAUUCACUCUGCCUUUCACAGUUUCAACCCAGGGCUCUGGAGGAAGCAUUAAAAUCAGUGUCAGCAAUGAUCGAAAUUUUAAGACUUUCUUUAACACAUUCAUAGCUCUGGAGAGUGGGGGCAGUGCAAAUGACACAGUAACUCUGACUGUUCCUGAAAAUACUCCCUCUGGUUCUGAUGUCACUGUGACAAUUGAAGCUGAAGCCCCAGAUGGAAGUGACUUCAACUACGCUGUGCUGCGUCUUGCUGUCAUUGCUCCGGUAACAGAUAUUACUCGUCCAUUAUGUGCGGCAGUUAGCAUAAAUGAUGACUGCUCAGGCAGCUGCAGUCUCUCCUCCUGGUACCUCACUGUCAACAUGACUGAUGGGUCAGGUAUUCAAAGUGUGAGAGUCCUCCAGGGAAACGGCACACUCAACACCACAACUGUGCUCAGUGACACAGGGAUAAAUGUCACAAUGGUAGACUACAGCUCCUCUUGCUGUUUCCAAGAGUUGGAACUGGUUGCUGUGGAUGCAGUGGGAAAUGUUGCCACCUGCUUUAAAUCUCUGACAGCUACAGCAGCAUCAAGCAUCCUCACUUAUGGUGCAAAUUGUUUCUUGAUUUUACCAGUUUGCCUUUGGAUUAAUAUAGGAUCCUCACUCUACCAAUUCCUGCAGCCCUAAAAACCUGAAUAUGAAUAAAAUCAGCAUAUUUUGGCUUAUUUUAUAUAAUACCUGUUCAGUACUGCGUUCAUACAUGAAGCGGUAAAUGCUUUUAAGUUUAUUAAAAAAAGAGAUAUCAAAAGGCAUUUUUGUACAAGUUUAAAAUAUGAAUACAUUUUAAAU
Molecule: messenger RNA, 3004 nt
Organism: Hemibagrus wyckioides
Lineage: Eukaryota; Metazoa; Chordata; Actinopteri; Siluriformes; Bagridae
Product: von Willebrand factor A domain-containing protein 7-like
Exons: 16
Coding region: 86-2842 (918 amino acids)
Source: RefSeq, a predicted model, not a curated record